AUGACUCAAGUUAAUCCAGCGAUAACAAUAGAUUCAGACAAUUUGUCUGAUUGUGAUUCUUCAGAUGAAAGAUCUCAAACAAGUAAAACAAGUGAUGAAGACGCCUCUCAAUUGUUAGAAUUCCGUCCCACUCACUCACAUCUUAAAGCCCCCGAACUAAAACGUUCGGCUUCCAAUUCCUCCAUAAGCUCUUACGCGUCAUCUUCUCCACCCGAAACUCCUUCUCCCUUCUUAGAAGACAAUCAGAAACUCGCAGCUAUAAAAUCUAUUCUUGAUGAAAAUAGAUUGGCUCUUGGCGAGUCCGGUUCCUUGGCACAAAACUGGUUUUCUUGCGGUAAUAUUCGUGCAGAUGGUCGUUGGUUUAAAGAUGAUCAGGGCAGAACUUGUCUAUUACGUGGUGUUAACUUAUGUGGUAACUCAAAAUUACCUACUAAACCGGAUGGUUCAAGUCAUUUAUCCGAAGGAUUUUUUGACCAUCGAAAUGUUUCAUUUAUUGGCAGACCUUUUCCACGUGAAGAGGUAGACCAACAUUUUGCUAGAUUAAGAACAUGGGGUUUAACUUUUGUUAGGUUGUUGGUGACAUGGGAAUCUUUGGAACAUUCUGGACCUGGCAUAUAUGAUGAAGAAUUCAUCGAUUAUUUAAUUUUUGUUAUAGAAAAAAUGUCUCGGUAUGGCAUCAAAUGUUUUAUAGAUCCACAUCAAGAUUGUUGGUCGCGUUUUUCUGGUGGAUCUGGUGCUCCUGGUUGGACUUUUGAAGUUGCUGGACUUGACAUGACAAAAUUCAAAUCAACGGGUGCUGCUUAUGUUCACAACACAAAUCACAAACCAGACGGCUCUUCCUUACCAAUGGUCUGGCCAACUAAUUAUACUAAAUUGGCCAGCAGCACUAUGUUCACAUUAUUCUGGGGAGGUGAUGUCUUUGCUCCAAAUACUCUUUAUGAAGGUGUAAAUAUAAAGGACUUCUUACAAGAAAAAUUCGUUAAUUGUUACAAGAAUUUGGCAAGGCGACUUCAACAUUUAGAAGCGGUCGUAGGAUUCGAAUUGAUUAACGAACCUCAUCAAGGAUACAUUGGUCUUGCUGAUAUGAACAAAUACGAUGGCACUACAACAUUAGUAUUUGGUGAUUCUCCUUCUGCAUUACAAUCAUUUGCAUUAGGAUAUGGUAUACCUCAAGAGAUCGAGGUUUGGGUAAAGUCAUGGCCAUAUCCCACAAAAAAAGAUAGCACUCAUAUACUUAACAAGGAACGUGAUUCUGCUUGGCUUAACGGUGAAUGUAUCUGGCGUCAACAUGGCGUCUGGGAUGUUGACAGUGCAACUGGUAAUCCAAAAAUCUUGAGAAAGGAUUAUUUCACUCAUCAUCCAAACACCGGUAAAAAAUUAGAUUAUUAUAAAGAUUUCUAUUUACCUUUUGUUAAAAAGUAUUCGGAAGGUAUUCAAAGUGUCAAAAAGGAUUAUUAUGUAUUCGUUGAGCCACUUCCUAAUGAGCCACCACCAACUUGGACAGAACACGAUCAUCAUGAAAAUAUAAUAUAUGCACCACAUUGGUACGACUUAAAAUCUCUAUUUAAUAAAACAUUUAACGGUAUGAUAACUCAUGAUGUACAACGGCUUACUAAGGGAGCUCAACAUAUUGUUUCUGCCACUUAUUUUGGAAUUUCUGGAGCAAAAAAAAAUUAUACAGGUCAAGUACGUAACAUUAUGAAACAUGGGUUACAACGUGUUGGUGAAAAACCUUGUAUAAUUGGUGAAUGUGGAAUACCAAUGGAUAUCAAUGAAAAGAAAGCUUUUGAAGAUGGUGAUUAUACCCACCACAGUAAUUUCUUGGAUGCUGUUUUAGGUGCCAUGGAAAGAAAUCUUGUUAAUUUCACGUUGUGGAAUUAUAAUCCAUUAAAUGAUAAUAAACAUGGUGAUCAUUGUCCUACAAGUCCUACAAGCCCUAUUUCACCAUUUGACUUAACUCAAGUUCAUUUCUGGGAACAAGAAGAUUCAAGCUAUGAUCAUUAUCAUCAUCAGGGUGGAAGAGUUUUAGAUGCUCGCCCAUAUGCAGCAAAAACGCCAGGUGAACCAACACUAAUGACCUUCAAUCUGAAAACAUUAGAGUUCAUCUUCAAAUUCAAAAACGAUCCGACCAUAAAAAAAUAUGCCACCGAUAAUGAAUCGUUACCAUUACCAGAAACCGAAUUCUACAUACCGAACUAUCACUACAAAAAUUUAAUACUUGAUAUUCGUGUAUCAGAUGGUGAUUGGCGAUAUGUUAAAUCUAGCCAGACGUUAUACUGGAGAGUUAAAGAUUGGACUACGGAAGGAAUCACUCAUUCGUUGAGAAUAAGAGUUGUUGAUAAAGGUAAUGUAGUAAAUGAAAAAGAAGAUACAUUAUCAUCGUCUACUACUGUUACUUUCGGUAGCGCUGUUGCUGUUACCGUAGAUUCUUCUAAUUUUAAAAUUCAAUAUAUCAAUUGA
Entrophospora sp. SA101 is the source of this 2460-nucleotide messenger RNA. Lineage: Eukaryota; Fungi; Glomeromycota; Glomeromycetes; Entrophosporales; Entrophosporaceae. The record is from the annotation of a GenBank genome assembly.